Messenger RNA from Homarus americanus (American lobster), 588 nucleotides. Its product is annotated as cell wall integrity and stress response component 4-like. The record is from RefSeq and is a predicted model, not a curated record. The transcript has 2 exons. NCBI's taxonomy places the organism in Eukaryota, Metazoa, Arthropoda, Malacostraca, Decapoda, Nephropidae. Bases 1 to 588 code for a protein of 195 amino acids.
AUGGUUUUACCGCGUAACUAUGGAGCAUUGGAGCAGAGAACAGUUCUGCCAGCACCCAUCUCAACGACUUCCAGCACUCACCUCAUCGACUUCCAACACCUACCUCAACGACUUCCAGCACCCACAUCAACGACUUCCAGCACCUACCUCAACAACUUCCAGCACCCACCUCAACGACUUCCAGCACUCACCUCAUCGACUUCCAGCACCCACCUCAACGACUUCCAGCACCCAACUCAACGACUUCUAGUACCCACCUCAACGACUUCCAGCACUCACCUCAAUGACUUCCAGCACCCACCAACGACUUCCAGCACCCACCUCAACGACUUCCAACACUCAACGACUUCCAGCACUCACUUCAAUGACUUCCAGCACCCACCUCAACGACUUCAACACUCUACCUCAACGACUUCCAGCACUCACUUCAAUGACUUCCAGCACUCACCUCAACGACUUCCAGCACCCAACUCAACAACUUCCAGCACCCACUUUAACGACUUCCAGCACCCACCUCAACGAUUUCCAGCACCCAACUCAACAACUUCCAGCACCCACUUUAACGACUUCCAGCACUCACUUCAAUGA